Fusarium coffeatum is the source of this 1158-nucleotide messenger RNA. RefSeq lists its product as uncharacterized. The transcript has 2 exons. Gene Ontology annotation, molecular function: carbon-sulfur lyase activity. Lineage: Eukaryota; Fungi; Ascomycota; Sordariomycetes; Hypocreales; Nectriaceae. The record is from RefSeq and is a predicted model, not a curated record. Bases 1 to 1158 code for a protein of 385 amino acids.
AUGGGCAACUCACCUACCAGGAGCAACUCGUCUAACAUGAGCAAGUCGCCUGCUGUGAGCAACUUACCCACCGUAGACAACUCUCCGUCUAUGAACAACUCCCCCGACAUGAACAACAUGUCCAGUAUGGAAAAGUUACCUGACAUAAACGGCUCACCCGAUAUGAAUAACUCGUUCACUAUGAACAGUUUACCUGGUAUGGAUACUUUGCCUACCAUGGAUAACUUGCCAGACGCGAACAACUUACCUGCCAUGAACAACUUACCCCCUAUUAACAACUCGGCCGACAACUUGCCUGCUAUUAACAACUCGACCGGUAUGGAUAACUCGAUCGGCAUCGAUAACUCAACUGGCAUGGGCAACUUACCUGAUAUAAACAACUUGCCCGGCGUCAACAGCUUGUCGGACACGGAUAGCUUACCCACCAUGGGCAACUCGCCUGCCAUGAGCAGCCCAUCUACCAUAAACAACAACUCCACUAUCGGAAUUGACUGUACACCUCUCUAUGGCGGCUGCGCCUGCGGUUAUGCUCGCUACAGAAUCACCGCACCGUUUCUCCUCGUCCACUGCUGCUACUGCACGGCCUGUCAGCGCCAAACAGGAUCUGCUUUCUCCCUCAACGGGAUCAUUGAAAGAUAUCAUCUAAAGCUAAUGAGCGGAGAACCUCCCUCGAUCGCAGGCACACCCACCGACCCGACCCCUGUUCCCACAGACGUACAACCUGCCUUUGCAGCACUCACCAAUACUAACCCUGCUUCCAAUGUUGUCCUUACCGCUCAAGCCAGUUAUGGUGUAUGUAUCCCGACAGAAUCUGGCGUAGGACAGACAGUUUGGAAAUGCCCAAGAUGUUCUCUUACGACGCAUAGUAGCUAUGCGGAUGGAGGGCCCGCUCUGGCGUAUGUACGCGUUGGGACACUGGAUAGGCCUUGGGAGAUCAAGCCGGGUGUGCACAUCUACACGCGCAGUCGCCCGAGCUGGCUGGCUGCCAAUGAUGACAAACCGUCUUUUGAUGGUUACUAUCCUAACCGGGAGGAAUUGAUGACAGAGGUUGCUCGCUUGAGAUAUGAAGCAAUCAAGCCACUGCUGCAGAGAGUCGGGAAAACGAUAGCAUAUGGUUGGUUUGAUGGUCAGCAACAACCCUCAUUAGAAGCACAGUAG